This is a messenger RNA of Oryzias melastigma (Indian medaka), 4257 nucleotides long. RefSeq names its product v-akt murine thymoma viral oncogene homolog 3b (gene akt3b). The transcript has 14 exons. Gene Ontology annotation, biological process: protein phosphorylation. The coding region runs from base 584 to 2023 and encodes 479 amino acids. The record is from RefSeq and is a predicted model, not a curated record. Gene Ontology annotation, molecular function: ATP binding; protein serine/threonine kinase activity. NCBI's taxonomy places the organism in Eukaryota, Metazoa, Chordata, Actinopteri, Beloniformes, Adrianichthyidae.
GUGAAAGCUCUAAUUUCCGGAAGCCCUUGAACGUCGCGGGAGUCCUCCCAGUCAGAUCUGGCUGAACGUGACGCGCCGACUCGGAGCCGAGAGGUUUCCUGGCGGAGCUGCAGAGGGAGCGGGAGCCUGGCGGUUCUGUCUGUCUUCCCGAGACACCAAACCCGCUUUUCCCCUCUUUCUCUCUCGGUUUUGGGGACAGCCUCGCCGGUCAUGGCUCCAUCGCUGUCCUCCGUUCGCCUCUGAGGGACGCUGGAUGCUACAGUAACCGUGUUGGAGGGAAGCGGGAGAAGGGGGCAUCCCUUUUGAGUCCUCGACUACCAGGCUGACUCACUCCUGGAGCGCCUGAACUCAGAGGAGGUGUAGGAGAGCUGAAACAGGGAGGAGGGGGGAAGAGAAAGGGAUUGUGGGACAGGAGGACGGAGGGAGGCGCACAGCUCAGCAGGUGGAGCGGACGGAGGUGACGGAGCGGAGAGGUCGGCCGGUGGAGCCGUCAGACGACCGAGCGUCCUGCUGCCACGCCGCUGCCCCGUCACAGUCAGCACACUGGGAGAACUGGGAGAACCGGUGUUGAGGAGAAGCCACCAUGAGCGACCAGAACGUCGUCAAGGAAGGCUGGGUCCAGAAAAGAGGGGAGUACAUCAAGAACUGGCGGCCGCGCUACUUCCUCCUGAAGACAGACGGCUCCUUCAUCGGAUACAAGGACAAACCGCAGGACUCGGACUUGGCCUAUCCGCUCAACAACUUCUCUGUAGCGAAAUGUCAGCUGAUGAAGACGGAACGGCCCAAGCCCAACACCUUCAUCAUCCGCUGUCUGCAGUGGACCACCGUCAUCGAGAGGACUUUCCAUGUCGACACUCCCGAUGAGAGGGACGAGUGGGCCGAGGCGAUCCAGAUGGUAGCAGAGUCUCUGGCCAAGCAGGAGGAGGAGGGCAUCCUGUGCAGUCCCACCUCCCAAAUCGAGAACGUCAACGAGGAGGAGAUGGACACCUCCAUUAGUCACUACAAACGAAAGACAAUGAAUGACUUCGACUAUCUGAAGCUUCUGGGCAAAGGCACUUUUGGGAAAGUCAUUCUCGUGAGGGAGAAGGCCAGCGGCACCUACUACGCCAUGAAGAUCCUCAAGAAGGAAGUCAUUAUAGCCAAGGAUGAAGUUGCUCACACGCUCACAGAAAGUAGGGUAUUAAAAAACACUCGGCAUCCGUUCCUAACGUCUCUGAAGUACUCAUUCCAGACUAAGGACCGGCUGUGCUUUGUAAUGGAGUACGUCAACGGAGGAGAGCUUUUUUUUCACUUGUCCAGAGAACGAGUGUUCUCAGAAGAUCGGACCCGUUUCUACGGAGCUGAGAUCGUCUCUGCUUUAGACUACCUGCAUUCUGCCAAGAUCGUGUAUCGUGAUCUGAAGCUGGAGAACCUCAUGUUAGACAAAGACGGCCAUAUCAAGAUCACGGAUUUCGGCCUCUGUAAAGAAGGCAUCACGGAUACCGCCACCAUGAAGACGUUCUGUGGAACACCGGAGUACCUGGCUCCAGAGGUUCUGGAGGACAACGACUACGGCCGAGCGGUGGACUGGUGGGGGUUGGGCGUGGUCACGUAUGAGAUGAUGUGCGGCCGCCUGCCGUUCUACAACCAGGACCACGAGAAGCUGUUUGAGCUCAUCCUCAUGGAGGAGAUCAAGUUCCCGCGGACGCUGUCGGCCGACGCCAAAUCGCUGCUGUCAGGACUGCUCAUUAAGGACCCCAACAAACGGCUGGGCGGCGGACCGGAUGACGCUAAGGAGAUCAUGCGGCACAGUUUUUUCGGCACGAUCGACUGGCAGGACGUCUACGAUAAGAAGUUGGUUCCACCGUUCCAGCCGCAGGUCUCCUCCGAGACGGACACGCGCUACUUUGAUGAAGAGUUCACAGCACAGACCAUCACCAUCACUCCGCCAGAGAAAUAUGAUGAGGACGGGAUGGAUGCAGCAGACAACGAGCGACGGCCUCAUUUCCCACAAUUCUCCUACUCAGCCAGCGGGCGGGAGUGAGCGCCUCGACCCGGCCAGAACCCUCCCAUUUCGUGGCCAUUUUGAGGAAAACACGUAGCCAUUCUAGGAAAAAAAACAGAAAAAAACAAAACAGUCUCCCCUCUUUCUCCUCGCCUGCCUCCCUGCAGAUGAGGAGACGUCUUUUUAGGGACUUUAAAAGAGGUUUUUGCACAGUGGGAUUGACUCCAGCCGGUUUCCCCACACUAAAGAAAAAAAAAAAACAAACAAGAUAGAAAACGAAAAAAAAUGUCUCCUACAUUUCCAGCGCUCUUUACUGCAGAAGGCAAUGUUUUUAUUUAUUUGAUUUUUCUCUCUGUCAGUAUUUUGACCCAGGUCCAUGUUUUUUUUUUGUCGUUUUUGCCCGUUUUUAUUCUUCUUUUGACUUUUUGCACUUGGUUUGGAAGAGCCGAUUUAGGGAACAAAAAACCAAAAAUGUUGCCUUACGUGUGCAGAUGUUUCGUAUCAUACCAACAGGGUGUUUUUCUUUGUCUUUCUUUGUUUUUGGUGAGGGUGGGCGGGGUUUGGGGAUAUGAAGGGUCAGGAUAAGUGCAUGGUUUGGAAAAAAAAAAAAAAACUUUUUUUUAACAGAAAAAAAAAAGAAAUCCCUCACAGUUGCCAUGGCGGCGCACAUUUCCCAAUCCCAUGGCAACAGAAAUUGCUGUAAAAAAAAAAAAGGAUAGGUUUGUUUCAUUUCUAUCAGUUUUUCUUCAUAGCUCCUUUUAUUUUGAAACACUACCGGAAACGCACAGUUCACUCAGGCGCCGCAGAGCACAAACCGCUCCUCACAGCUGUAGAACGCAAACCGUACGUUUGUCACUACGCCGGACGUGACAAACAAACGCACGCCGCGGGUUCCGGUGUGCGUUCGCCAGCCGCUGUCCACACUGAGGCCAUGCUUCCUGGAGCUGAUCGUUUACUGCGUCACUUUGUUUGCGAAAAAUGCUUUUUGAUAUAUUUUCUGUCAAAUUAAUCUUCCUUUAAAGAUGUUGGAAAUGCUGCUUUUUUAUUUAUGUAUUUAUUCUCCUGAAAGGUUGAACAGAACCCAGUCUCCAAACACUGGAAUGAACUUGAGGACUGAGGGAGGGGGGGCGGACAUGGCCUCAGUGUCCACCGGCGUCAUGUUGGGAACAGACUCAGGAGCCCCGGUUUCAGUUCUGGUGAAGGCGUAGAGGAGGGGGCCAGAAGGGAAGGGUCUCGUUGCUGCUCCGACUCAGUCAGAGGAGCUCUCUGAAGUAUGUAAAGUUCUGAAUACUGUGAAUUCACUGGAGAGCGCUGCUGGUGUCCGUCCUGCCGAGGCCGGAUGCUUCCAGACCCGCCGUACCGCUCCCCACGUGAUGGAGACGAGCAUAUCACUGACUUGAGCCCUGAAGCUACAAAAACUGCAUGUUUUCAGGCGACACUACUAUCCACACACAAACCGACAAAUACUUCUUCUUUAAAUAGGAAAGAAAGUCUAGUUUAUCACACAGAUGCUAUCAGAAAAAGGCUUCCAGCUCCACGUACUGAGCUUUCGCCACAUCUAUCCUGUCAGUAUUACCAGAGAAUUUAUUUACUUGUUUUUCAAGUGUGAACAUUUUUUUUUUUUUUGAGUUUUUCAUCCUGUCACAAGAAAACUGAGCCGAGAAGACGAAGAACUGCCGCGGAAACUUGUCGAGUCACCGGAACUUUCUUUUUUGAUGUACAUAUGCAAUGCCUUUUUUUUUCUGUUUUUGUCGAUGGCGACGAGGCAAGCCUGCUGAAGACGAACCCUUUCAGAACUGCAUUCAAGAGGAGAAGAAGCUGUAAAAUACAAGAACUAGACCGUAACGCUUUUUCUUUCCCCACCUGCUGACUCGUUACGAUUCAUGGAGGAUGCUUCCCUGACCCCGCCUUCCUCCCUCCCGUCAGCGCGGCCCCACCCACCCGGGGCCACGGCUGACGUCCGUUUUGUUUUCUAGUACAUCAGGUUGUUCCACCAUUCCUUCCUUCCUUCCCAACUUUUUUUCAUUUUAUUUUUAUUUAUGUUUUGUCAUUCUCGGCAGUGAUCUCUUGUAUAUUGUAAAACAAAAAGAGGCACCUCUUGGAAGUUGCUGAAAAGAUGACGAUGGAUGCAUUAAAGUCUCUUAUUUUAUUUGUUUUUGGGAUCAUUUACUUGUUUGUUUUCUUACCAAAACAUUAGAGCAAGACCCCCUUAGUGGACUUGCGUUGCCGUGGUAGUAUUUAUUUUCAAUUAAAUUAAAAAGAAAAGCAUUUCA